AUGUCUCAAAGUAAAGCAGAUCACUCUGUUUUCUAUCGACAUAAUGGUCCAGCAAAGAACAUUUUUUUGAUCGUUUAUGUUAACGACAUUGUCUUAGCUGGAAAUGGUCCAGAAGGAAUAUGGGAGCCAUUGAAAGAUCCUGGUAGAUAUAGAAGACUGGUUAGUAAAUUGAACUAUCUCACUAUAAAACGCCCGAAUAUUUCAUUUACAAUAAGUGUGGUUAGUCAGUUUCUCCAAGCUCCAUGUAAAGAUCAUUGGGAUGUAGUGAUUCGCAUCCUCAGAUACAUCAAAAAAGCUCCAGGACAAGGAUUGUUAUAUGAAGACAAAGGCCACACAGACAUUGUUGGAUAUUCUGAUGCGGAUUGGGCAGGUUCUCCAUCUGAUAAACGCUCCACUUCUGGGUAUUGCGUCAUGAUUUGA
Molecule: messenger RNA, 420 nt
Organism: Capsicum annuum
Lineage: Eukaryota; Viridiplantae; Streptophyta; Magnoliopsida; Solanales; Solanaceae
Exons: 2
Coding region: 1-420 (139 amino acids)
Source: RefSeq, a predicted model, not a curated record